This is a messenger RNA of Saccostrea cuccullata (small rock oyster), 336 nucleotides long. RefSeq names its product fibrinogen-like protein A. The record is from RefSeq and is a predicted model, not a curated record. Bases 1 to 336 code for a protein of 111 amino acids. Lineage: Eukaryota; Metazoa; Mollusca; Bivalvia; Ostreida; Ostreidae. The transcript is spliced from 2 exons.
AUGUACAAUCAAGUCUAUGUGUCCAAUGAGGAGGACGGAUUCAGAAUUCUUCUUGGUAAUUCUAUGGGGACUCUUGGUAACGCCAUGAUGCCAAGCGAGUCCAAGUUUCAUCAGAAUGGAUCCAGAUUUACCACCAUAGACAAGGAUCAGGACGAAUUUCCGGAGAACUGUGCCGUGAGGUUUGGGGGAGGGGGGUGGUGGUAUAAAAUCUGUUAUAAGGCCCAGCUGACGGGACAGUACGGGACCACGGAUUGGGCGUGGCCCUGGUAUCCCACGUUUACUGACGGCACCGCCAUAAAAACUGUCAAAAUGAUGUUAAGGAGAAAGGCGUUAUAA